Ixodes scapularis (black-legged tick) is the source of this 2488-nucleotide messenger RNA. RefSeq lists its product as uncharacterized. The transcript has a single exon. The record is from RefSeq and is a predicted model, not a curated record. The coding region runs from base 198 to 1703 and encodes 501 amino acids. NCBI's taxonomy places the organism in Eukaryota, Metazoa, Arthropoda, Arachnida, Ixodida, Ixodidae.
UUCAACCUGGUUGAAUUUUGAGCGGGUGUUGCCGUUGUACUGGUUGUACGGUUACACCGUUACACGGUUACACCCACAGUUUGUUACACCGGUUACACCCACGGUGUGGGGGUGUGGGUGGUGGUGGUGCUCGUAAGUUUUAGUUGCAGAAACACCCUCUGGUCUCUACGUCGCCGCGGUUUUUCAUCCUCUUUAAAAUGGAACAUAAAGAAAUACGCUGCAUGGGUUGGGGCGUCAAGCCCUCCGGGGAGUCUACCAUGCAAGUCGAGGCACGCACUUGGAACGGCAAGUGCUUCGUGACCGCGAACGUUCAGCAACGUAUCGACGACACUCACAUCCAGUGCGUCGACGGCCGGGUGUACGAGUUGGUUGGAGAAUUUGAUUACGUCAGCGGCGCAAAACACGGACUUCCCAGUAGGAUCCUAGACACCUUCAAGGAGGGCGUCCCCGAGAAUUGGGCCCAGGUCAUCGCAGGUUGGACGUCGGAAGUUCAGAAAUUUCAGCCUUCCGCAACCGACCAGUACUGUAACGACGACGCAGACGCCGAAAACAGCUGGGGUGUGACAAAGAAGGCAAGUUCCAAGAAGGCAGAGGGGCCAGGUGCUAGAGCCUCUGCAAGAACUGUGAUGGCCGAGCAGGCAUGUAAAACCGUAAAAGAAACUUAUCACGUAGAAGGUCGUCGUGACCAACCUAAGCGACCGUGCAAGAAAAACGCCAGAACUGAAGUUGCAACAGGAGACGAGAAAAAAGAAGGGCCCAGACCGAAAAGUGGGAGACAAUGGCGAAAUGCCAACCCGCAGAAAGAGGACGUCACUCUGCCUGUGAACAUCACUGCAAGAAAAGGAACUGUAAAACGACAAACGCAGGUUCACAAAGCAGACAAGACACUCUCCGUAGCCCCUGAGGAUAAUGCCACUCUGUCCGUUGCAACCGUUGCAAGAAAAAGGAGGUCCAGAAAGCAGGUCCAGAAAGUAGAUAAGGCGAUUGCAGCUGUUGCUGAGGGCGAUGCCAUUCUGGCCGUAGAAACCUCUGUAAAGAAAAGGACUCUGAAACGACGAAUGCAGGCCCAGAAAGUGGACAAGGCAAUUGCCACUGUCGCCAAGGGCAACGCCACUCUAGCCGUAGCAACCGCUGCAAGGAAAGGGACUCUGAAACGACGAACGCAGGUUCAGAAAGUGGACGAGGCGAUUGCAACUGUCGCUGAGGGCAAUAACACUCUGGCCGUAGCAACCGCUGCAAGGAAAGGGACUCUGAAACAACGAAUGCUGACGCAGAAAGCAAACAAGGCCACAGUGUCGAGCGACAUGUUUCGGUCCCCUGUUCCGACAAAAGACUGGGUCAUGCCGCCUGCAUUGCUCCUUGCAGGGAGUGACGAAGAACAGGACGAUGCAAUGUGGGCAGCUGGACCCACGCCACCCCUGGGUCCCACCUUUGGCAGCCCUAAUCGCCACAGUCCUUGCUCGAGCGCCACGCCGUCCCCAGGUUUCAUUGUGUCGGGGAAAGUCUUCCACGGCCUGAAGAAGGCGGUGGAAGCCGAAGACAAGAAGAGUUGUCGUCCCACUUCUGUGCCAAAGAGAGCUGGGGGGAGGGUGCCGUCCAGGGCAAAAAGAGUCCUGAGAGAGCUACAGUUGUCAAAAGGUCAGCUCCAAGACGGGAAAGAACAAGAGAGCCACCCGCAGCAGUUCGAUGUGGAGCUGGACUAGGUGCAUUUUGGCAGCGACAGCUUUUCCUAAAGGCUUGCACGUGGCACGUCGGACAUGUAUCUUGUGGCUCAGCUGAGCCGAAUUGCUUUUGGCAUUUUAUAUUAAAUUAUGUGCAUGUAUAAAUUAUUUUGUACAAGUUCCGCAUUAAUUUGCUCUACCUUAGCUGAAGCAGCAUUGCAGCGAGAGAAGAAAUUUAAACAGAACAUGUGCCCAUAUGAAUGUUCAGUUUGGGUACAGGUGUUCCCUUGCAUUAAUGUGAGCAGCCCCCAAGAAAUGCCUAUGCAGACAGUUGGAUGGAAGCUGCGUGCCUGUCGGAUGCGUCGUACGUCGAGUUUUUUCCCGUGCCAGUUAGAAAGAGGGAGGAUCAAGUGAUGAAAGGGAGGCGGUCGACCGGUCUAGCUGACACGUACCUCCCACCGUGCUGUCGGCUUGAAUGGAGUUUCACAGUGUGGUGUUUUAUGGUUACCGUCGCCUUGUAUGAGCACUUAAAAUGUUUCACAAUGACUCCAUGUCUGGAUUGAAACUGCUUUACAUAUUUCUUCCAGAUCUGGUACUGCAUCAGCUUGGUUUCUUGGUAGCUAACUAUGCGUUACCUUGCCCCAGACAAAAUGGUUCUGUAUGAUAUGGCUCCAACUGUGAGGCCAGUCAACGUGUUUAAAAAAUUCUUUAUUCGAAUGCAGUGGUUAUAUAUAUUACACAUAACUAUACAUUAUGGUAUAUAUAAGAUCUCAUGCUUGCCCCAACCUUUGAAGUAAGUAAAUUUGAAAACAAACGUCUUGUAACAU